Messenger RNA from Malassezia sympodialis ATCC 42132, 1437 nucleotides. RefSeq lists its product as uncharacterized. Lineage: Eukaryota; Fungi; Basidiomycota; Malasseziomycetes; Malasseziales; Malasseziaceae. Gene Ontology annotation, molecular function: NAD binding; UDP-glucose 6-dehydrogenase activity. Gene Ontology annotation, biological process: glycosaminoglycan biosynthetic process. The record is from RefSeq and is a predicted model, not a curated record. Gene Ontology annotation, cellular component: nucleus.
AUGGUCCCGGAAAAGGUUACCUCUAUCUGUUGCAUAGGCGCUGGCUAUGUCGGUGGCCCGACAUGCUCGAUUAUCGCGCAGCAGUGCCCUGAGAUCAAGGUCACGAUUGUGGACGUCAACCCGCAGCGCAUUGCCGCGUGGAACUCGGAGGACAUGUCGCAGCUCCCCGUAUUUGAGCCUGGCCUCGUGGAUGUUGUGAGUGAAUGCCGUGGCCGCAACCUGUUCUUUACGACCGACAUUGACGGCGCUAUCGAAGAGGCCCAGAUCGUAUUUGUGAGUGUGAACACGCCGACCAAGACAUCGGGUGUCGGCAGCGGGUACGCCGCCGACCUGCGUUAUGUCGAGGCUUCGACGCGCCGCAUCGCGAGCGUCGCCACGACCUCGAAGAUUAUUGUUGAAAAAUCGACCGUGCCCUGCCGCACGGCCGCCUCGAUGCGCGCGAUCCUCGAGUCGAACUGCAAGCCGAACGUCAACUUCCAGAUCCUGUCGAACCCAGAGUUCCUCUCGGAGGGUACGGCGAUCCAAGACUUGCUCAAGCCAGACCGUGUGCUCAUUGGCAGCCUCGACACGGAGCACGGCCGCCGAGCCGCAGACCUGCUAAGCGGCCUGUACCAGCACUGGGUCCCCAAGGAGCGCAUCCUGCAUACUGGCCUGUGGAGCAGUGAGCUGAGCAAGCUCGCUGCGAAUGCCCUGCUGGCCCAGCGUAUCUCGUCGAUCAAUGCCAUUUCGGCUAUCUGUGAGGCGACCGGUGCCAACGUCGACGAAGUUGCGCAUGCUUGUGGCCUUGACCGCCGCAUUGGCCCGCACUUUUUGCGCGCGAGUGUCGGAUUCGGCGGCAGUUGCUUCCAAAAGGACAUCUUGAACUUGUCGUAUCUUAGCGAGAGUCUGGGCCUGCCCCAGGUGGCGGAGUACUGGCGCCAGGUGAUUACCAUGAACGAGUUCUCUAAAAGCCGAUUCGCCAAAAAAGUGGUCCAGACGCUGUUCAACACGGUCACCAGCAAGCGCCUCGCCAUUCUGGGAUUCGCGUUCAAAAAGGACACGGGUGACACGCGCGAGUCGCCGGCCAUUUCACUGUGCAAGCACUUCCGUGAGGAGGGCGCGCGCAUCGCCAUCUACGAUCCCAAGGUCAAGCGCGAGCAGAUCUACCUGGACAUGUCUGAGCCUGGCGUCGUAGACGACCGCCAGGGGCUCGAGGAGGCCAUCACGGUAUGCCCCAGCGUCCUCGAUGCGUGCUACGAUGCCGAGGCUGUGGUGAUCGCUACUGACUGGGACGAAUUCAAAAACAUCGACUGGUCGCUCGUGUACAAUGUCAUGCGCAAGCCAGCCGUCGUCUUUGAUGGCCGCCGUGUGAUUGAUCCUGCAAAGCUACGUGACAUCGGCUUCAAAGUACACGCGAUCGGCAUUGGCCCCGAAAUCCAGGACAAUGUUUGGGUAUAG